GAAUACCAGAGUGAGGAGAGACAGAGAAGCAGCAGACAGAGCGCAGAAUGCAGGCUGGUCACUGACACACACACGCACAUGCACGGACACACACACCUCUGAGGAGUGUAUGAGGCAUGCACACGCUGCUGCCCAUGGAAACACACACACUGGCAGGAAAUACAGCGAACCCCAGAGCCUGAGGAGACAUGGAGAGCAGCAUGUUCUUUGGUAACACAUGUCAAAAUGGCCUCAUGCCCGCGCUGGUGCGUCCCACCCUGCCGGCCGUCCAAACCUCGCUGGGCAUGAAGCCGUUCCUCCCGAUCCCGCUGGACACCGCCUCGGCCAUCAGCCUUUUCCCAGGAUUCAACACGAUGGACCCGGUGCAGAAAGCCGUCCUCCAUCACACCCUCGGCAUCCCUCCCACAGCCAAGAGGAAGCAUGUGUCCUGCAGCGUCUGCCAGCUGAGGUUCAACUCACAGAGCCAGGCCUUGGCCCACUACAAGGGCACCAAACAUGCCAAGAAGCUAAAAGCCCUGGAAACCCCGAAGAGUAAGCUCAAAGGCUCAGCGGUCACCAAGGAAACGGCCAACCAGGAGAACGCCAAGGGCAUCAACACCUUGCAGGUCCCCAACGGCACAGACAGGAAAGAUGUCACCUCUGGAUCAACGGCUUCCCCCCUGAUCAGACCAGCGAACCCCAUGGUGACCCCAGCUGCAUCCUCACCUGAGCCGUUAAGCUCUCUGAAAGCUCCAGGUGACGCGGCCGCCUCCGACGCCACCUUGGCUUCUCACGGAGAGGAGAAGCCGCCGAAAACAAACUCACCCUCGGAAACGGACGCAGACCACCAGGCCGAAGCUGAGACAGAGACCGACACGGAGACAGAGGAGGAGAAAGCCCGGCGCCUCCUUUACUGCUCGCUCUGCAAAGUGGCGGUCAACUCGGCGUCGCAGCUGGACGCUCACAACACCGGUACGAAGCACAAGACGAUGCUGGAGGCCCGCAGCGGCGUGGGCUCCAUCAAGUCUUUCCCUCGACCGGGAGUCAAAAGCAAAUUGGCUUCAUCCUCCACAUCAUCAACUGGCCUGCAGAACAAAACCUUUUACUGUGAGACGUGUGACGUGCAUGUCAAUUCAGAGACUCAGCUAAAGCAGCACAUCAGCAGUCGGCGUCAUAAAGAUCGAGCAGCAGGUAAACCAGCAAAGCCCAAAUACAGUCCCUACAGCAAACCGCAGAAAGGCCAGCCCAAACAGCCGAUAAAGCUGAUCUUAGGAAAGGAGCCUCAGUGUCGGCCUCUGACGGCUCAGAUCCUUCCCGCUCACUUGGCAGCGGUAGCCGCCGCCAUCGGAGGCUCCUUCACACACCGCACAAACCACGGCGCCAGCCCAACGCCAAACCCCGCCCUCUUCCAGACUCAGGCGCUCCCCGCCGCACUGCUCCGCCCGGCCCCCGGGCCUGUCAGGACCUCUCAUCCACAAGUCCUCUUUGCCCCUUACUGAGCCUCAAAGACCAAACCAUGUUGGAACCUCUAGCUCCUCAUUCGGGUGGUUCAUUCAAAGCAACCGGAGCUUCUUGUGCUGGAUUUAUUUCUCCGAUCCUGACCGAACGAGCUUUCAGUGCCAUGGCUAACCCGUCCCGGACCGACCCGGAACUACAGUACAUCGUACCGCAAUAAUGUAUAAGACUAACCCUGUGAACUAUGCAGUGUUGUUGCGUCCUGACUGGGAUCUGGUGCGUGGCACCUGGAUCUUUGCUGACAUGGAGGAUCACUCAUAAGUUAAACAGGUUGUUACUGGUACCGAGCGCUGGAGAAGCCCUCCUCUGUUCCUGUAUGCACUUUAAGCUCUUUCUCUGAUGUCUACAGUAGAUGGUUAGACUGUGUUAGGUGGUUACUGUGUCUUGUAAAGUGUGUGUAUGUGUGUGUGUGUGUUUCUUUUUUGCAUUUGUCUCUGCAUAUCUUUAUCUGUGUGUUGGGGAAUGUCGGGCUUCAUGUGUGCGAGUGUGAGAGAUAUUUCUAUCCAUCGUAAGCCAUUCCAGUUGUUAUCCAGCAUCAGUCGUCGCCUACUGUCUCACUGCAAAAACAUUAAAUUAUGCCAAGUAUUUUUGGACUAGCUAUAGUGAAAAUAUCUCAACAUACAAAGAAAAAGCCAAAUCAACUUAGAAGUAACUUUUAAGCAUAAUAUGAGGGCUUGUUUUAGGAAAUAAUUGCUUAAUACAGCUUAUUUCACUUAAACAGUUUUUUCUCAUAAGUGAAAUAAUCUAGAACUUUUUCAUCAAUAUUGUGUGUUUUCCAGUUGCAUAGUGCCAUUUUAUAGCACAAUCAAACAAGUAUGUUAGCUUCAGUUGUUAUAAAAAUGCUAUGUCAAAUAUGGCUUAAAAGAAGUUUGACUUGGUAAUUUAACGCCUCUGUCUCUUUAAGAGCUCCUGCUCUUUCAGAAGCUCCGCCUUCAGGAAGUCAUCACAACAUGGCUGCUCUAUUAACCCUUUAACGUUUUUACCAGCACUUCAAUGAAAAGUAGCUUCUGUAAUGAGCUCAGCAGGUGAGCUGUUAUACUAGGUGUUUGCUAAUUGCUGCCGACUAGUCUGAAGGAGCAGGAGAGGACUGCUCUGUGAGGCGGUAGCUUGGGAACUGCAGCUCAGAGGAGGAGUGGCGCCUCGAAGGCGGAGCUAGGUCCACCCUAGUGUUUUGAACAGCUGAAUGGUUGCCAUAGAGAUUAAAGGAUUCUCAAACAUGUAUGAAAGAAUCAAAGCAACUCUCCAGUUUUUGAUGAGGGAAUGACAUUAUAACAUGAUGUAAAGCUCAGAAAAGUUUUUUUUUCAUGAUACUGGACCUUUAAGGAAUUAUUGACUUAAAACAAGCUUCUAUAUUUUACACAAGCUCCUUGUGAAUUUGUUUUAUUUCAAUUGUAUUAAAGCGUUUGCAAUAGAAACUGGGACAAAAAUACUUGGUUAGACUUUGUGUUUUUGCAGUGCUCUGGCCAGAGGGACCACAAAAGCUUGAUGUGUUAAAUGUUGUGUAAAAGAUGAACAAUUUCAAAUAAAAGAAUCCUAAUUUGUUAU
Molecule: messenger RNA, 3039 nt
Organism: Gambusia affinis (western mosquitofish)
Lineage: Eukaryota; Metazoa; Chordata; Actinopteri; Cyprinodontiformes; Poeciliidae
Gene: znf385d
Product: zinc finger protein 385D
Exons: 8
Coding region: 189-1478 (429 amino acids)
Cellular component (GO): nucleus
Molecular function (GO): nucleic acid binding; zinc ion binding
Source: RefSeq, a predicted model, not a curated record